CCCACCCUGCUCCGAGUAGCUGGUAUAAAGAGGCCUGCUGCUGCCGCUGAGCUGCACCAGCUUUGCAAGGGGCAAACUCGCUUCUGAUCCGGCCAAGCACCGGUCUGAGCACCACGGAGAUGGCACCCGUCGGAGGCAAAAAGGCCAAGAAGGGCAUCCUAGAACGUUUAAACGCUGGAGAGGUUGUGAUUGGAGAUGGAGGGUUUGUCUUUGCUCUGGAGAAGAGAGGCUACGUGAAGGCAGGACCCUGGACCCCAGAAGCUGCUGUGGAGCACCCUGAGGCAGUUCGCCAGCUUCAUCGAGAGUUUCUUAGAGCUGGAUCGAAUGUUAUGCAGACCUUCACCUUCUAUGCCAGUGAAGACAAGCUGGAGAACAGGGGAAACUAUGUCUUGGAGAAAAUAUCCGGGCAGAAAGUCAAUGAAGCAGCUUGUGACAUCGCCCAGCAAGUGGCUAAUGAGGGAGACGCUUUGGUUGCAGGAGGUGUGAGUCAGACACCUUCAUACCUCAGCUGCAAGAGUGAAACUGAAGUUAAAAAAAUCUUUCACCAGCAGUUAGAAGUCUUUAUGAAGAAGAAUGUGGACUUCCUUAUUGCAGAGUAUUUCGAACAUGUUGAAGAAGCUGUGUGGGCAGUGGAAGCCUUAAAGACAUCUGGAAAACCAGUGGCAGCCACCAUGUGCAUUGGCCCCGAAGGAGAUCUGCAUGGCGUGCCCCCUGGCGAGUGUGCAGUGCGCCUGGUGAAAGCAGGAGCCUCCAUCGUCGGUGUGAACUGCCACUUUGACCCCACAAUUAGUUUACAGACGGUGAAGCUCAUGAAAGAGGGCUUGGAGGCCGCAGGGUUGAAAGCUUACCUGAUGAGCCAGCCCUUGGCCUACCACACUCCCGACUGCGGCAAACAGGGAUUUAUUGAUCUCCCAGAAUUCCCGUUUGGAUUGGAGCCCAGAGUUGCAACCAGAUGGGAUAUUCAAAAAUAUGCCAGAGAGGCCUACAACCUUGGGGUCAGGUACAUCGGUGGGUGCUGUGGAUUUGAGCCCUACCACAUCAGGGCAAUUGCAGAGGAGCUGGCCCCAGAAAGGGGAUUUUUGCCACCAGCAUCUGAAAAACAUGGCAGCUGGGGGAGUGGUUUGGACAUGCACACCAAACCCUGGAUUAGAGCAAGGGCCAGGAAGGAAUACUGGCAGAAUCUUCGGAUCGCCUCCGGCAGGCCCUACAACCCCUCCAUGUCAAAACCGGAUGCCUGGGGUGUGACCAAAGGAACCGCUGAGUUGAUGCAGCAGAAGGAAGCCACCACUGAGCAGCAGCUGAGAGAGCUCUUUGAAAAACAAAAAUUCAAAUCGACACAGUAGUCACAAUGCAAUUAUUUUUGGCGAAUUCCUCUAUGUUUGGGCCCCAGUGCAUACAAAUAAAGAAAAGAUGGUUAGAAGGCAAUGCUUAUGUUAACGCCAGCCUACACGUAUAAUUGGUAUCAGCUAAACGAAGUAGAAUUACAAAUAGCACUUGACAGUUUUAAAAGUAUGUUUUAGAAGUUUAGUUAGAAGCAAAAAAAAAAUUUUUUUUUUAAAAAGAAAGAAAAAAGAAAUUUCAAACAGGUUUCCUAAGCACCCACUGUGUUUAAGGUAUUAUGAAAAUCUUUGCAUCGAAGAAAGGUAAUUCAGUUAGGCUUGGUUUGCCCACACCUGUGAUCCUGACUCAGGAGGCUGAGGCAGGAGGAUGCGAGUUUGAGGCCAACCUUAACAACUUCAUGAGACCCUAUCUCAAAAUAAAAAAACAAGAAGUCCUGGGGAUGUAACUCAAUGGUAGAGUGCCCCUGGAAUUCAAAACCCAGCACCAUGGGGGAAAAAAAAAACAGGAAAAGUAAUUCGAACUUUAAUUAAGAAAUGAUAGGCUUCCAAGGAGGAUGAAAUAUGAACUGUCAUAUAUGACACAGCAAUCAGCCAGGGACAGAUACAGUGCUAUGAAAAAUGACUUCCAACCUCUCUGAACGUGGCACCCCAUAAGAAACACCAUUUAUUUAAUGAUCUAAUAAAACAGGUAACAUAAACCAGAGAGUAAAAUGUGUUUGAUCCACUCUGAUACUUUAUAUUCUUUUCCUUUCCAUCCUACUUAAUAAAACAUGCUGGUUGUGACCAUUCAAAUUGAUUUUUAUGACCCACUAAUGGGUUUUGACCCAGUUUGAAAAACAUUGCUAUGGACUCUUUGAUCAUGGGAGACCAUCCAAAGUAAGUUUAUUCUUAUAAGUCAAUCCUAUUGAGCUGAUUAUUAAGUAUCUAAAGCCCACAGUCCUUCCCUGAGAGUUAUAGGGUUUUCUCUAUUUCCCAGAUCAUGUCUACCAUUAAGACAGAUGGGAAGAGGGAGAGGGGUUGGCACAUAAGCUAUCUCUGUCUCACUUAAAACUGCCUACCCAAAUGCCUCCGGUCAGGUUGAGGAGCAGUGAACUUUUGUUACUUUGAUAGCUUAAAAAAAAAGUAUAAUUAAUUAAUUAUUUUUUUUAAGUACAAUAAGAAAACAGAUCUUCCAAAUGCUAGCCAGGAUUCCUAGGUUGAGAACUGUGAUGUAACAAGUCUGAAGACACAGGACAAUUCACAUAAAAAUCACUACCCUUACCCUAUGAGGAAAGAGUUCAUGCUGCUUUGUAGACAUUCUUGGAUUGAUUGAACUGUUCUGUAAUUGUAAAUUUGGGGCCAUUAAAAAAAGAAGACUCUC
Molecule: messenger RNA, 2700 nt
Organism: Ictidomys tridecemlineatus (thirteen-lined ground squirrel)
Lineage: Eukaryota; Metazoa; Chordata; Mammalia; Rodentia; Sciuridae
Gene: Bhmt
Product: betaine--homocysteine S-methyltransferase
Biological process (GO): L-methionine salvage
Cellular component (GO): cytosol
Molecular function (GO): zinc ion binding; betaine-homocysteine S-methyltransferase activity
Source: RefSeq, a predicted model, not a curated record